Messenger RNA from Nicotiana attenuata, 1542 nucleotides. RefSeq lists its product as uncharacterized. NCBI's taxonomy places the organism in Eukaryota, Viridiplantae, Streptophyta, Magnoliopsida, Solanales, Solanaceae. Bases 263 to 1390 code for a protein of 375 amino acids. The transcript is spliced from 3 exons. The record is from RefSeq and is a predicted model, not a curated record.
UCUCCUUUCCUUCCUUUUCCUCUUCCCUAGUGAUUCUCAACAAAAAUCACCUGCUCUUCGUCCAAACACGAAACACCCACGUAGUAGGAAAGAGGAAGACCUUUUUCUAAUUCUUGCAGGUUUGAUGAUUUCCUGCAAACUUCCUCUUUCUUUUAUGUACUACUAAUAAUCUUUCUUCUUCUUCUUCUUUCCUUUCCUGGUUUCCAUUAACAAAAAUCCCAAAGACAAAUCAAGAUUAAUCCCAUAGAGGGUUAUUCAUCCCAUGAGAACCUUGUGUCCAAACUUGGACAAGGCAGAUGGGUUGGAGACAGUUUUGGAGGUCCCCAUACCAGAAGAGAUGUUUAACAAUAUGGGUAGCAAUGCUGCCUUACAAUGGCGGAAUAUGCGCAAUCUUAUGAGGGCUCAAAGUGCAGACAGAUAUUCUUCUUCUUCUCAUCAUGCCGCUGUAUCAAGUAAUGAUCAAUUCGUGUUCUUGUUUAAAAUCGUUGGCUCUGCUCUUGUCCCUUUUCAAGUUCAAUUGGACCAUAUUGCUGAUAACAUGCCUGUUAGGAAUGGUUCAAUGGAGACUUCUACUGCUAAAUACAUAGUACAACAAUAUUUGGCAGCAUGUGGAGGGCAGGCGGCGUUAAAUUCGCUGAAUAGCAUGUGUGCAGUAGGGCAGGUGAAGAUGGCUACAUGGGACAUGCAUCAAAGUGAUGGUAACGCCAACUCGAAACGCCAUUGUGAGGUUGGAGCCUUUGUGCUUUGGCAGAAGAACCCUGACCUGUGGGUUUUAGAAUUGGUUGUUUCAGGUUGCAAGAUAAGUGCAGGAAGUAAUGGGAAGGUUGCUUGGAGUCAAUCUUCCUCUACUUCUAGUGCUUCAAAAGGUCCUCCAAGACCCCUUAGAAGAUUUUUCCAGGGCUUGGACCCCAGAUCAACGGCCAAUUUGUUCUUGAAUGCGAUUUGCGUUGGAGAAAAGACUAUUAAGGAUGAAGAAUGUUUUAUUCUAAAACUAGAAUCAAGCAUAGACAUGCUCAAGGCACAAAGUACGGCAAAUACAGAAGUUGUCCAUCACACAAUAUUGGGAUACUUCAGCCAAAGGACAGGUCUUCUGAUUCAAUUUGAAGACACAAAAUUAGUAAGAUUGAAGUCACCAAAAGGGGAUAGCAAUGUCUUUUGGGAAACAAGUAUGGAAUCUAUGCUUGAAGAUUAUAGAUAUAUUGAAGGUAUCAACAUUGCUCACAGUGGGAAGACUGCAGCAACAAUUUACAGAUAUGGAAAGAACAUAGACUAUAGAGCAAAGAUCGAGGAGACUUGGAUGAUUGAAGAGAUUGAUUUCAAUAUAUCUGGUUUGCCAAUGGACUGCUUCUUGCCUCCUGCUGAAUUUGAAGAGCAAGGAAUGGGUUGCUGAUGUGAAAAUUUUCCUUGUAUAUAUAUAGGUUACAUCUUUUUCUUUUCUUGUCAAGAAGAUUUCAGGUGUAUAUUUAUUUUUAGUUUUUAACUCAUGCACUCACUUAAGAGUCUCCCUCUCUCUCAUCGCAUAAUUACUAGAUUGUUUAAUGA